Molecule: messenger RNA, 192 nt
Organism: Medioppia subpectinata
Lineage: Eukaryota; Metazoa; Arthropoda; Arachnida; Sarcoptiformes; Oppiidae
Source: the annotation of a GenBank genome assembly
AUGAAUCCCGGUGUCGUUGAAACCGAGUUUGCCGUCAGAUUGACUAAUAGUAAAGAAGGCGUCAAUCCAUACGCAGACAAGCCGUGCAUUAAAGCUCAAGAUAUCUCUCAAAUUGUAAUAAAUAUACUACAAAUGCCGGCACACGUCGAGAUCAACGAUGUCCUAAUCAGACCCACCUUUCAGGUCCAAUAG